AUAAAAGAAGCACAUGCCAAAGUACGGUAGUCCAGUCUCAGUCAAAAAGUAGCCUAAGUAGGACACUGUGAAAUUUUUGUAUUUUAAAAAUGUUCGAAAAGUGUUUUUCAUUGCUGUUUUUCGCAGUCAUUACUCUGGAUGUUUGCGACUAUGUUAGGACAUCAGCCAUUCCAACAUUCACGAGCUGCAGUCUGAAAAACUGUGAUCAGUAUAACAGCGCCUCUGCCUCGGCAUCGACCUGUGCUGGAGAUGGCAUCUCCUGGCAAGUGUUUCCCAAUGAGUGCGAGAUGAUGAACUUCAACUGCAAAUACGGUUACAAUUUCCAAUCAAAGAACUCCAACGAAUGUAAAGAUUGGUCGUCGGCCUCUUCUUCCUCCUCUUCCGAUUCAUCUCUGUCAGUCUCCUCCUCUUCAGACUCUCCCUCCUUCUCUUCCUCUUCCGACUCGUCUUACUCCUCAGCCUCCUUCGACUCGAGCACCGGAUCAUCUCUCUCUGCAUCCUCAUCCUCAUCGGAAAAGAGUUCGGCCUCCAAGGAUGGAGGCUCAGGAUCCUCUUCGUCAUCAUCAACUGAUUCGUCAUUGUCUGUGUCAUCAUCAUCGGACAGCUCCUAUGAAUCAGCCACUGACUCAUCAGCUAGCUCCUCGUCUUCUGACAAAGGACAGUACAAUAAUGGGUUCCUCCCUAACGCAAUCAUCUACAGAAAGUAGAUUUUAUGUGAAAAUUUAGUGUAGGAGAUUCUUAAUAAUGUAUAUAUUUUCUUCUGAACCGCAUACAAACAAUCUACUGAAAGUAGUUUAUGUAGAAAUGUAAUGUAGCCUACAAGAUCCUUAACAUGGGCCUACUAUUUUCUUUUAAACGCCAUUCAAACAAUAUAUACAAAAAGUAGUUUAUGUGAAAAUGUAAUGUAGCCUACAAGAUCCUUAAUAUAGGCCCACUAUUUUAUUUUAAACGCCAUUAAAACAAUAUAUACAGAAAGUAGCUUAUGUGAAAAUUUAAUUUAGAAGGAACUUUGAGACUUUAUUGAAAAAAGAAAGAGAAAAUACAAUAUUACAUAAAUAAAUCAAGUCAAUUUCAGCAUUGAAUGCUCUAAAGGUAGUCCUGUAUUGGGCAUAAUUCUUAAUACUGUAUCUAUUUUCUUCCAAACACCAUACAGAAAAUAGGUCUAUACAAAAACUAGAAUUACUUAUGUAAAAAUGUGGUGUAGACAAAGAUCCUUAUAAUAUAUUGCCUUUUUUCUUUAGGGCUACUUUCAAUAUAAAUAAAAAUAUCAAUCGGAGUACCCUUUUAAAUUAUUGUUAUUAUUUGAGUCUAGAAAAUACUUAAUACUUGAAAAUGGCAUUAGUAGCCGAAACAUGUCGUGAAAAAAUAAUUUAAAAGGGUAGGUACUCAGAUUAAUGGAUUCAUAUUUUUAUCUAUCCUCAAUUAAUUAUAUUCUUUCGAACGCAAUAUAGCCAAUCUACAGAAAGUAGCUUGUAUAGAAUGUAAUGUGAACGAUUAUAAAGUAUAGAAGAUAACUAGUAUCCAUGUAUUAUUUGUAAAGAAAUUGUGUUCAAUUUAGAAAUAUUACAAGGAGACUAGUUAUUUUCUAUGAUUGCACAUUCAAGUAGCCUUAUAUAUUUUAUUACAAGAUUAGAUAUAAUUAUGAAUGUUUUCUUCUAACUCCAUACAUAGACAAUCUACAGAAAGUAGAACCGUAGCUUAUGUGAAAAUGUAGUGUUGAAGAUUCUUAAUAACGGUACCGGUACUGUAUAUUUUCUUCCGAACACCAUAGAUACAGACAAUCUACAAAAAGUAGGAUUGCUUGUGUAGAAAUGUGUAUGUAGAAGAUUGUAAAUAUAUAGUUUGCAAAUUAA
This is a messenger RNA of Nilaparvata lugens (brown planthopper), 1853 nucleotides long. RefSeq names its product suppressor protein SRP40. The record is from RefSeq and is a predicted model, not a curated record. The transcript has 3 exons. Bases 90 to 707 code for a protein of 205 amino acids. Lineage: Eukaryota; Metazoa; Arthropoda; Insecta; Hemiptera; Delphacidae.